UGAGAACCAAGGGACCAUCCUUUACGCAAUCCCGGAGAAGGUAUCAGCUGAGACACUCCGAACUCUGCAUUUUGCGAAAAUGGCUGGGAUUAUUGCUCGCACUGUGGUUGCAACCGCUCGCCGGGGUGUUCAGGUCACUUCAGUCAGACAUGCCAAUAAAAUGAUGGCUGACCCAUUGGAACAUGCAACCGGUUUAGAAAAAGAGGAACUCAUGGCCAAAGCUGCGGGUAAUGAGAAUCCUUUUGAUAUGAAAGUAUACAAGCGAGUGAGUGGUGGCGCAAGCAAUCCAACUCUCAUCCCUUCCUUCUAUGAUCGCCGGUUGGUUGGGUGCAUCUGUGAGGAAGACGCUACAUGCAUCAACUGGAUGUGGUUAGAAAAGGGAGAAACAAAGCGAUGCGAGUGUGGCUACUGGUUCCAGCUCACUGAAGGAAAACCCAUGGUCUAAAAGAAAUACUGGAAAUAUAGAUUAAUAUAUUUCUUUUCAUUUUGUAUGGAUAAUGUCAAGGGUUGUUGAAAUUGCUGUCAUUUCAUUCCUAAUUUUCUUGUACAUACAAUAGUGUGCUAACGUCGGUUCCGGGUGUUCUUAUGAAUACCUAUACAACUUAAGUUAAUGUCAACAAAAGGCUAUACAUCCAUAGUGGUGUAUGCUUUGGAUUUGUAUAGUGAUAAUAAAUAAAUUUUAAUUUA
Macrobrachium nipponense is the source of this 687-nucleotide messenger RNA. Its product is annotated as cytochrome c oxidase subunit 5B, mitochondrial-like. Gene Ontology annotation, cellular component: mitochondrial envelope. Lineage: Eukaryota; Metazoa; Arthropoda; Malacostraca; Decapoda; Palaemonidae. Bases 80 to 445 code for a protein of 121 amino acids. The transcript is spliced from 3 exons. Gene Ontology annotation, biological process: mitochondrial electron transport, cytochrome c to oxygen. The record is from RefSeq and is a predicted model, not a curated record.